CGACAAGUAUCAUGACCACAAGUGGCAAUGACAAGUCAUCCACCUCAGUGUCUGUUCAGAUGUCCAUGUCGAUAGCCCAGAGAUCUCACAGAAAUAUCAAACUCGGUUGACCGGUUGUCAUUUAAUGGACUUGGUGAUACUUGAUUGUUCUCCAAGAUGGGUUCGUUAAACAUACAGCACAAUGGCUACGAUGCCGACGUGGAAAAGAUAAGAGAAGAAGAGUAUCCUAUGCUGAAGGACUCCAUCUACCUCGACCAUGCCGGCACCACCCCCUAUCCCAAGUCCCUCAUGGACCGUUUCGCCCAAGAGAUGACCACCAACCUCUUUGGCAACCCCCACUCCGCCUCAGCUUCCUCCCAACUGUCAACCCAGCGCAUCCAAGACAUCCGUCUCCGAGCCCUGCAGUUCUUCAACGCCGACCCAGCCGACUUUGACCUCGUCUUUGUCGCCAACGCCACAGCCGGGAUCAAGCUGGUUGUCGAAGCCAUGAGAUGUCUGCCCACGGGCUUUGACUAUGUCUACCAUCAAUCCAGCCAUACCAGCUUGGUAGGAGUUCGGGAAGAGGCUAGAAGUAGUGUUUGUCUGGACACUCGGCAGGUGGAAGACUGGUUAUCUGGGAGCUGUCCCUUUGACGACAACGAAGACGAAGAACGACCGAUACUCUUCGCCUACCCAGCCCAAUCCAACAUGGACGGCCGUCGCUUUCCCCUUUCUUGGUCUUCCCAGAUCUGUCGGCAGAGUUUAUCGCCAACCAACAAACGAAAGACCUACACCCUCCUAGACGCCGCCGCUCUCGUUUCAUCUUCCCCCUUGGACUUGUCCAACGCCGAAACAGCACCCGAUUUUGUCGUCCUCUCUUUUUACAAAAUCUUUGGGUUUCCCGAUCUCGGCGCCUUGAUAGUCCGGAAGGAGGUCCAGGAUGUGUUUUUGUCCAGACGGUAUUUUGGCGGUGGCACGGUGGAUAUGGUUGUUUGUCUGAAGGAGCAAUGGCAUGCCCCCAAAGAUGGAUUUCUCCAUGAAAGAUUGGAGGAUGGGACGUUACCAAUACACAGUAUCAUCGCGUUGGACGUCGCUAUGGAUGUUCAUGCCAAGCUAUUUGGGUCGAUGGAGAGGGUGGCGGGCCAUACGGGAUUUUUGGCUAGGCGGCUAUAUCAAGGGCUGAAGGGGCUGAGGCAUGCGAAUGAUGAACUGGUUUGUGCCAUUUACUCCCCUGAUCCUGAGACGGAAGAGAGCGGACCACUGGUGGCGUUCAACAUCCGAAACGCACAAGGGAUAUGGAUCAGUCUCGCCGAAGUGGAAAAAUUGGCGACGCUAAAGGGCAUACAUAUCAGGACCGGAGGGGUGUGUAAUCCCGGAGGCAUCGCUAGCGCUUUGGGACUUGAGCCAUGGGAGAUGAAACAGAACUUUUCUUCCGGGUUUCGAUGCGGAACGGAUAAUGAUACCAUGGGUGGAAAACCAACUGGAAUCAUCAGAGUGAGCCUAGGGGCCAUGAGCACGAUAGCGGACGUGGAUCGAUUUGUCCAGUUUGUGAAGGAAUUCUACUGCGAGGAUACACCACCGAUCUUACCUCCGCCAGAGACGAAACUCGAUCCAUCACUACGAAACACACCAGAACUCUUCAUCAAAAGUAUAGUCGUCUACCCCAUCAAAAGCUGCGCCGGCUUCCACGUUCCCCCGGGCAUCGACUGGGAAGUCCGUCCCGAAGGUUUAGUCUGGGACCGCGAAUGGUGUCUAGUCCACCGCGGAUCAGGCCAAGCACUCAGCCAAAAACGAUACCCCCGCAUGGCACUUUUACGACCAAAUCUGGAUUUCACUAAGGGUGAGCUCCAAGUUACUUUUGCCGGCGACAUCUCUUCGUCACCAGGUUUACCCUCCUCGAUAUCGGUCCCCCUGUCCAAAAACCCAAAGAUGUACGCCCCCAAGAAAUCAGGCAUGUCCUCCCGCGUCUGCGGCGAGGAAAUCACACCCCAAACAUACGCUUCAGCACAAAUCAACGACUUCUUCUCGACUGUCCUCGGGGUACCGUGCGUGCUGGCCAGGUUCCCGCCGGGUGGGCAGGGGAAGGGGAUGACGAGGCAUGCCAAGGCGCAUUUACAGAGACAUCAGCAUCAACAACCACAUCCUGCAGUAUCCGUAUCAACAAGGUUGACAAAACCAGCAAUGAUGCCGGGCGCUUUCCCUUCGCCUAAAGCAGUAGAAACGCCCCCGUCGCCACCGGAUUCGGAUACCGAAAGGUCAGCGACUCCAACUCAAGAGGCUCAGGGUCCAAAACCACGAAGGAUACUGCUAUCGAAUGAAAGUCCGAUUUUGGCGAUUACGAGUACCAGCGUCGAUGCCUUGAACCAGUCCAUCGCUUUACUUAACCCAUCGGUAUCGCAACCGAUUUCGGAAGCGGUGUUUAGAGCUAAUCUUGUUUUGUCCCCUUCACCUUCAACCCCUUCCGCUUCACCUUCCAACCCUUUAACCCCUUCGCCUUCCCCUUCCACCACUUCAAAACCAACACCAAAACCAAAACAAAAACCGAAACAAAAACUAAACCCCUACGAAGAAGAUACCUGGUCUUCCCUUACCAUUUUUAACUCUUCUUCUUUUUCUUCUUCUUCGUCUUCUUGUUCUACCCCGUCUUCCUCAGGCUUUCAAACAACAACAAAAUUCCAAAUGCUAGGCUCCUGCCGACGCUGCCACAUGGUCUGCAUAGACCAAACCACGGGAUCGAAAACCGCAGGAGGCGAGCCCUUUGUGACACUAAGUAAGACGAGGAGGUUUGAGGGGAAGGUGUUUUUUGGUGUGCAUAUGGGGUUGCAGGCGGAGGAUGAGGAGGAUGGGCAUGCUGAAGAUAUAGAAAAGGAGGGGACGGGGAUGGGGAUGGGGACGGGGACGGGCACGGGGACGGGGACGAGAAGCAUGGGAGGAAACGGAAGUGUGGUGAAGGUUAGGGUGGGGGAUGUGGUGAGGCCUUCUUAUUUGUGAUACCU
This is a messenger RNA of Neurospora crassa OR74A, 2975 nucleotides long. Its product is annotated as molybdenum cofactor sulfurase. Gene Ontology annotation, molecular function: molybdenum cofactor sulfurtransferase activity; pyridoxal phosphate binding; molybdenum ion binding. The record is from RefSeq and is a predicted model, not a curated record. NCBI's taxonomy places the organism in Eukaryota, Fungi, Ascomycota, Sordariomycetes, Sordariales, Sordariaceae. Bases 157 to 2970 code for a protein of 937 amino acids. The transcript is spliced from 2 exons. Gene Ontology annotation, biological process: Mo-molybdopterin cofactor biosynthetic process.